CUAAAUAGUCAUUGGAUGUUUGGAAAGACAACUUCUACAAUGAGGAUUCUCAUAGCACUAGUCCUCCUGAUGGUGCCAGCUGUUUUGGGCGGUACUAGAUUCAGGGAACUGUACCAACAGAUUGAGGAAGAUUUGAAAGGGGACAUGUUUCGGGAUGCCAAAGAUGAUCCAUCUGAUGACGACUGGGGCGAUAAAAAAGCCUGGGAAGAGAUGAAAGGUUGGGGCGAGAAGAGAUCUCGAGGUUGGGGAAAGUCAAGAGAUGAUGACGAUGAAGAUGCUAAAAAAGAUUUGGUCGCUGACUUUAAACAAUUUGCCAGACAGCAAGCUAUGAAGGAGGCUGAAGAGAAAGAAGCCAAAGCAGAAGUUUACCGUCAGAUGGAAAGAGUUCAGAUGAAAAAAUAUCUGUCAGAGAAAAUGGAAGAACUAACUGAGAACUUUGAAGCACAAAGGAUGAAAUUCGUCUUUCAGACCACAGUACACUUUCUGUCUCUGUGCCAGGGCGGCAGCAAUGCUAAAGAAAUGUUAGAAGAAUUGGACGGUGGUCAGCUGGGAGACAAUGUGAAGAUCUCAAUGAAUGAUACAUUCAGUGGUAAUGACACCUCAAUGGCAGGAGACACUGAAGGGUCAUUCGAUGGGACACACCUGAAAUGGUUUGCAGAAAUGGACAAACCAACUAAGAUCAAAUACCUUCUCUUUGGCUACAUGAUGUCCAUGUGUGGUGCUGCACAACAAAUGACCGGAGAAAUACAACUGCUGCAACUGAAAAUCGACCAGUGCAGGCAAGGAGUCGCACCCUGUGGAGACUUGGUUCCAUAGAUGAUGACGACCUACACAACUAGAAGUGAGACAGCGUCUUCCGAAAUUACAUUCAAGUAUUGGCUUACAAAUCACAGCUUUUCAUCCAAUUCAUUUUUUUAUAUACUUUAAAUUUCUUUUUUUCACGAAUCGAGCCAUUACAUUUGUUUGGUUAGUCAUGAUUUAUUUUCAGUAUUCAACAUCAAGACAUGCUUUAGUUGUUUUAAAAUCAUUUGUGAAGAAAUUAUUUAUAUACUGAUUAUGUGUACAGUAGGCCUAAUUGUGUGUGCAGUUUCUAAAAAUAAACAAAGUAUUAAA
Biomphalaria glabrata is the source of this 1113-nucleotide messenger RNA. RefSeq lists its product as uncharacterized. Lineage: Eukaryota; Metazoa; Mollusca; Gastropoda; Planorbidae. The coding region runs from base 16 to 816 and encodes 266 amino acids. The transcript is spliced from 7 exons. The record is from RefSeq and is a predicted model, not a curated record.